AUGACGGAAAUGGAAUCCUACGCAUGGAAUUGUCCUUGCGGACGGCUUUGCGGCAAAAAACAUGCGCAUUGUCCGGACUGCAAAGGGCACUGGACCGCAGGCACUCCCCAUUCAAACAGGCCCAAGUCGCCAAGGGCCUAUGCCAAUCAGGAGGAUUGGUCAUGGGAAUGGUCAGCCGACCACCAGAAGAGGGGGCGAGGUGCCAAACAAGGUCAGAAAGCGUGGACGAGGAGCGCGAGUGCAAGAGCAAGGGCAGGCAAAGGCAAAGGGAAGGGGAAAAACGCUUCCACACCUUGGCCAUCGCCGGAAACCACUCUUGCAUUUCCGACGCCAUUCCCACAGCAGACCCCUACUGCGCCGGCUUCAACGGCACAGAGCUCAGAUGCCAACGACAUCGAGCUUAUGUUGGCUGUAAAGGAGCAGUACCCCGACAUCACCAAGGCACCAGCCAGGAUCCAACUAGCUGUGGCCAAGGCAGAAAAGAAGACUACGCCAAAGCAAUUGACGUCAGGUCUUCACAAGACAUCGAGUGCAGUCGGGAACGCCACCAAGGAGUUGCAAGCCCUCAAGGAUGCAAAGGCCAAGCACAGAGAGCGCUGGCUCAAGCAUUUGCACGAAUCAGUGCAAUGCUGGGAACAGCAACUCAAGCUCUAUUCGGAGCAGCAGCACAACUACAAUGGCCUCAUCAAAAAGGAUACAAAAUAUGCAGACACAGAAGCAGCAGCCCUGGCUGCCCAAGUCCAACAGGUCCUGCAGGCCUGUGCCAAGGUCGCUCGAACCAUUUGGUGGACCACCUGCUGGUGCGCCUGGUAUGUGAGCAUUGGCAGCGAGACUACAUGUCUUCUCAAUGAGAAUGAGUUGCGUGGGCCUUGCAAUGGCGACACAACACAGGCCAUUGGUGCUGAUGCCUACCUCUUUGGUGAAUGGGGUGCAGCAAGCAACAUGGAUCUGUUGGCGUCUUUUACCUGUCCCUUGACAGCCUGUCACAGUGCUAUCUGGGACCCUUCAAUCCUCUUCAUGGACACAUUCACUGCAUUGGGUCGAGCUGUACAUCUUCGAGGAGAAGUACUACUGGCCUCUUGCUUGUCGGCGUCACCGGCCGUUCCCAUCACCACCUCUUCCAGUUCGAUUAUGUCUGAGCGCAAAUCUUCUUGCCGCAAAUCGGCUUUGACGAAAACAUGCAACAAAGUUCAUUUUUGCAACUUCAUAGAAGCUUACCAAGUGACUGGCUUUGCAUCGAUUGAACCCCUGAAUGUGACAGAGGUCUUUGAUGAGAUCAGCUUGAUGGCACGUGUGCCAACACAACGGCCACCAUCGGUGAGCUCCUACACGGACUCAGAUCUUGAGAUACAUCCUCCAACAUCACCGGAAUCCUUUGAAGAAGCCUACAUGUGGAAUUCUGUUCAAGUUUUCGAUAUGAGAGGCAACCAGGAUUUGGAUCGAGCCCAUGUUCAUCCAUACCUGUUGUUAGGGCAUGAAGAUCUCUUUGAUGGAGAUGAACGCAUUGCUGUGUUGAUUGACCUCGAACUGCAUGGGCCCAAUUUUGAGUCCAUCAUUGAGACAGACCGCUACACCACCUUUGUGCCACCACACAUCCACAGAGAGUUUCUCUUGCGAUUGGCUGGGGUUGCUUCUUACUGCCAGCUGCAAAAGGACAGAUAUUUGGUUUGGCAUCAAGGGAACCUGGUUGCCAAGCAGUCAAGUGCGUUGCUUCAAGUACAUCAUUGUGACUACUUACGCAUUGCUGCACCCCCAUUUGAGGAACCUUCCAUCCCGACACACUUCGCUGUGCGUGCUUGUCAAGCGGGUUUUGAUCGUGAUCAGUUGAUUUCACAUUUUCAACAGUAUGGAGCUGAUGAUGAAAGCCUUUACACAAUGAUCACGAAUGAACAGAACACGCCUGAGGUGGAAGGACAGACCAACACUACGCAUGAAGAACAUGACCAGUUGAGCUACUUGCAAACUGCUUUCCGACAGCUGCCGGCAUGUCUCAUCUCAAGCAAGCCACCAGGACAAGAUCAACAAGGAAAUGUCUCCUGCAGCCUCACAGAAGAGUUCCUUCAAGCAAUCCGAGCUCGAAGCCAACUUACUGAGGAACUGCCACAGGGACCUCCACCUUUCCCAGAUCUCUCAACUGCUCCUGCUUUUGUACGACAAUUGCACGAGGCUCACUAUCAGGCUACUGCGGGCGCGCCCCCAACUGCCGACCAACAAGAGCUACGAGUUGAAACCUGGUUCACAGAUCAUGCACGACUACAACGCUGCCAUAUCCCCCGGUUAGUCCGGCUUGGUCCUGACUUCCGAACCUGGGAGCAGCAGAUUCGGCUUGAAUGGAUCGACCAUAUCGAUCUUCGAUCAGAGGUUGAAUUCUACGUUGUGCACCCAAUCCCUGAAGACAAGGAUCCAACAGCAGUGGCACAGCUCAUACUGGUCCAACAUGCUGACAUGCGACAGAGCUCUAUUGUGCUUUCCAUAUAUGAUCGGGCGUACGAUGGAGGCCGACCCCAUUCACACGCAGUUGUUACUGCUGACAGGGUCAGCUUGCAAUCCAUCAUCUCGAUUGCAGAAUUCAGUGAACACUGCCCGCCCGAAGCGCCACUGAAUGACUGCCAUCUCCGAUUUGGGGAGAUCGUUGUACAACCAUAUCAACGAGUCGCAGUACGACAUGGAUUUGCACUCCAACUGCACAUCAACCGGCCUAGAGAAUUUGACGUUACCGAAAUGGCAGCUAUGAAUGAGGAUGAACUCAGGGACGCGUUGGCACAGGCCUUCUCCGAUGCCUCGCACUACAUGAACACUUUCUCUACGGCAAAUGUUACAAUGAGUGAAACCAUUGUGCCUGUCGAUGAACACUGGCUACCUGACUGGCACAACAGUCUGCUGACAGCCAUUGACGCUGAUGGGCAUCAGGCACUGCGAGAUGGUUCAGCAGUAUAUGUCGACACAUGGAUUGGAGAUGGGGAUUUACUCACCAUUGAAGCCCGUCCGCCUGACAUCGGCCAGGAAGAGGAGACUGUUGGUCUUCUGCAAACUACAAUGGAGCCACAAGUGAUUGAUUGCGAAGACAAACAACGCUCUGGUUUCCACAAGAUCCCACUCUUCCUUUUGCAGUCGCAACCACCAAAUACCAGCCUGAAAAAUGACGCUCCUUUGCAAGAAGCACCGCAGUUUAUGCGCUCGACUGACGGUGAGCGGCCAGCACACACUGAUGAUGCUGCACAACAAUUUCUUCCUGCAGGACUUUCAGCUCUGCGAGAGGCAUUUGGCUUGCACGCUGCAGUUGAAGUUGAAGAAGAAGGGCAAGUUGGCUUUGUGGAAACCUGGUUUCUUACUGGUGAGCGAGCAUAUGUCACUGAAGAGUCACGCACUCUACGCCUUGACGAUCAGCACCAUGAAUGGGAAUCUCAGCUGAGGGAUCUGUGGCGCGACGUGAUUGAUCGUGCACAACCAACCCAGUUUUACUGGGUCACUCCAAGACCAGCUGAACUCCCUACUCAAGCUCGACUUGGACAUCUGAUUGUUGCCCAAGUGCAAACACAAGCAGUAGUACCAGUACACUUUACCAUCCAGUCUGCUGGCCUAGGGCAUCAAGUGAUCAAGUUUGCUGCGGCACUACUAGCCGUCCCUGUCCGGUUUCAAGCUACCAGAGACUUGCUUCAGCUAGCACGGUUAUGCCUCAAUCGACGAUGUCGUUUGAAAUGGCGUGAACUUGUUUGGAGUGCUGAUGAUGCAGUACGGGUUCCAGCUGGCAGUGGUUUAGAAUUUCUUCUUGACAGUGUCCAUGAUCGAGUUGGAGAGGAUGACGUUAUCAAUCCUGAUCUGCCAACUACAGAUCUCGAGCCACCUGAACCACUUCCACCAGCACACCCACCUCUACAUGAGCACUCUGCGUUCAUCCAAGAACUGCAUGACCGCUGGCUUGAUUCGGCCAUAGCGGGACCAGGUGGCCUUGAGCACAUCCUCCGAGUCCAGACCUGGUAUCUCGAGGGCGGCUACAUCCGUCACAACGAUGAACAGCGAACAGCAGUCCUUGGGGAAGACUUCUGGGAGUGGGAAGACGGUUGUUUACUCCUUCCCAAGCCGGUGACGUUGCAUGAGUCGGGCUGGACGUUGAGCUGCUGGAUCCUGGCGCCGAUCCACGGUGGUGCCCGGGCCUCGGCCCGGCACCUGCUGGACGGCGGCAGCGCGGAGGAGCGCGUCAUGGUGGCGCUGGUGCGCGGCAAGCUGCGUAACAUCGCGGAAGGAAAUUAUCUCCGCGGAUUCAACAUCAGCACACUCUCUGAGGGCUGGCAUCACCUCGCUGUCGUGGGUAAAGGCAGUGUGACGACGUAUUGGAUGGACGGCAAAUUGCUGGGUCAGAAGUAUGGCGUCACCACGGGGCUCAUCCAAGCCAUCGCAAAUUCCCGGGGCCAACGCAAUGCCUGGGGUUAUUUGGCGGACUUCCAUAUCUUCGGCAUGGCAGCAGAUCGCUUGCAGAUUGAAGGUCUCUACAUCGCGGGUGGCGGAAGUCCUAGCGAUGAUGCCGAGUCCUGGCAGGACGCCAUUGUCCGGCAGAACAAUGAGGUGGAGUCUGAGGACAGCAUGAGCAGCUAUUCCUCCUUGCAGAGCUACAUGGAUAGCGAUUUCAGUGACGUCGGUUAAAGCAUCGGCGGUUGCGAAGCGUUAAAGCGAAGGGUGGGGAACACGAUUGAAAACGAACUUGCGC
Molecule: messenger RNA, 4705 nt
Organism: Cladocopium goreaui
Lineage: Eukaryota; Dinophyceae; Suessiales; Symbiodiniaceae
Source: the annotation of a GenBank genome assembly